Molecule: messenger RNA, 564 nt
Organism: Botrytis cinerea B05.10
Lineage: Eukaryota; Fungi; Ascomycota; Leotiomycetes; Helotiales; Sclerotiniaceae
Exons: 2
Coding region: 53-403 (116 amino acids)
Source: RefSeq, a predicted model, not a curated record
GCAAAUCGUCACACCGCACUCCGUCUUUCCAAUUAUCGCGAGUUUUUCGAAAAUGUCUUUCACACGCGCCAUUCCUCGCGCUACCAGCACCAUCGUCCGUACACAAUCAGCCGUCCUCAACCAAGCACGAAAUUUGUCUAUUACCGCAGCCCGAAAGUCAGCAGACCAUGGCGACCACUAUGAGCCACCGAGCGGAUGGUUAUUUGGAGUGAAACCUGGAGAGAAGGCCGAGAAGGAGGGAUGGGAAAAUUUAUGGGUGUAUGGGUUUUUUGGAACUUGUGCUUUUGGGAUUGUGGGAUAUGCGGUUAAGCCAGAUACCUCGAUACAAACAUGGGCAUUAGAAGAAGCACGCAGAAGGUUAGAAGCCGAGGGGAUCUUGAAGGAGCCAGAAAACAAAUCAUAAACCAUUAUACUAUUGGGCAAACAAGUUACAAUGGAGAAUCUGGAACUGGAUGGAACGCUCAAGGACGAAGACUGAUGGAGCAGGGGAGUUGUACAUACGAAGGAUUGAUGAUGGAAGGCUAUGAACAUCUUGCGGCAGAAUUCCAAGAUGUACGGGUUGCA